AUGCCUGCUAUUCAACGCUCCCUCGUCGUCCGUGACGACGGCAACGAGUCCACUCUCACCCCAACGAUGGUGAAGCUCAUCAUCGCCCUUCUCUCCCUCCUCGUCUUCGCCCUCUUUUGCGUCGGCCUCCUCUUCGUCCUCCGCCGCGUUCGCCGACGCCGCAACGCCUCCUCCCGCCGCACUGGUUCCAUAUCCGAAGAGCCCCUCACCCCCCGGAACCCUCGCGGCCUGAGCAUCCAAGCCGCCCCAUACGGCCGUGAGUCCGUCUACGUCAUCCAGGAGAAGCAGAACCUCAUGGCCAGUUCUAACUCGCCACCCCAGAGCCCGGUCCCGGAGAUUCGUAUCACCUUGCCGGACGAGCUGGACAAGCAGGGCAAGCGCCAGUCGGGCCGGGUGGUCGUGGUGCGGGUUGGCGAUAAGCCCAAUAGCGUUGGGAUGGCGCCGGUCAACGAUAAGGAGAACCUGCCGCCGUAUCAGCAGUCGGAUGCGGAUCGGUAUCAGUCGCUGGAUUUGGAACGGAUCGGUGGAUUGAAAGAGAUUGGUGGAGAGAAACGGUGGUCGUAA
This is a messenger RNA of Eremomyces bilateralis CBS 781.70, 564 nucleotides long. RefSeq lists its product as uncharacterized. NCBI's taxonomy places the organism in Eukaryota, Fungi, Ascomycota, Dothideomycetes, Eremomycetales, Eremomycetaceae. The coding region runs from base 1 to 564 and encodes 187 amino acids. The record is from RefSeq and is a predicted model, not a curated record. The transcript has a single exon.